Messenger RNA from Mesoplodon densirostris (Blainville's beaked whale), 5824 nucleotides. RefSeq names its product thrombospondin 1 (gene THBS1). Gene Ontology annotation, cellular component: extracellular region. Gene Ontology annotation, biological process: cell adhesion; negative regulation of angiogenesis. The coding region runs from base 214 to 3726 and encodes 1170 amino acids. The record is from RefSeq and is a predicted model, not a curated record. Gene Ontology annotation, molecular function: calcium ion binding; protein binding. The transcript is spliced from 22 exons. NCBI's taxonomy places the organism in Eukaryota, Metazoa, Chordata, Mammalia, Artiodactyla, Ziphiidae.
CUCCGCUGCCUCGCUAGCCAGUGCACUCCGCCGGCCGCCGAGCGCCCACCACGGCGAGCUCUCCCCGCGCAGCCUCCGAUCCCUCGGCCUCCGGGCGUACCGCUCUGCCCGCGCUUCUCCAGCGCUCGGUCCCGACGUUGCGCCUUCGUCGCCGGCCCCGGCCGCUACACCCGUGUCCACACAGGCUCCCUGCUGGGCACAAACAGCUCCACCAUGGGGCUGGCCUGGGGACUCAGUGUCCUGUUCCUGUGGCAUGUGUGCGGCUCCAACCGCAUUCCAGAGUCUGGGGGAGACAACAGCGUGUUUGACAUCUUUGAACUCACGGGGGCUGCCCGCAAGGGUUCUGGGCGCCGACUGGUGAAGGGUCCUGACCCUUCCAGCCCAGCUUUCCGCAUCGAGGAUGCCAACCUGAUUCCCCCUGUGCCUGACGACAAGUUCCAAGACCUAGUGGAUGCUGUGCGGGCGGAGAAAGGUUUCCUCCUCCUGGCCUCCCUGAGGCAAAUGAAGAAGACCCGGGGCACGCUGCUGGCCGUGGAGCGGAAAGACCACUCCGGCCAGGUCUUCAGCAUAGUCUCCAACGGCAAGGCGGGCACCCUGGACCUGAGCCUGACCGUGCAGGGGAAGCAGCAUGUGGUGUCGGUAGAAGAAGCACUCCUGGCGACCGGCCAGUGGAAGAGCAUCACCCUGUUUGUACAGGAGGACAGGGCCCAGCUGUACAUCGACUGUGAGAAGAUGGAGAAUGCUGAGCUGGACGCUCCCAUCCAAGGCAUCUUCACCAGGGACCUGGCCAGCAUCGCCAGGCUCCGCAUUGCCAAAGGAGGUGUCAAUGACAAUUUCCAGGGUGUGCUGCAGAAUGUGAGAUUUGUCUUUGGAACCACACCAGAAGACAUCCUCAGGAACAAAGGCUGCUCCAGCUCUACCAGUGUCCUUCUCACCCUUGACAACAAUGUGGUGAAUGGUUCCAGCCCUGCCAUCCGCACCAACUACAUUGGCCACAAGACAAAGGAUCUGCAAGCCAUGUGUGGCAUCUCCUGUGACGAGCUAUCCAACAUGGUCCUGGAGCUCAGGGGCCUGCGCACCAUCGUGACCACCCUGCAGGACAGCAUCCGCAAAGUGACUGAAGAGAACAAAGAGCUGGUCAAUGAGCUGAGGAGGCCCCCGCUCUGCUACCACAAUGGAGUCCAGUACAGGAAUGGUGAGGAAUGGACGGUGGACAGCUGCACUGAGUGUCGCUGCCAGAACUCAGUUACCAUCUGCAAAAAAGUGUCCUGCCCUAUCAUGCCCUGCUCCAAUGCCACAGUUCCUGAUGGAGAAUGCUGCCCGCGGUGUUGGCCCAGCGAUUCUGCGGACGAUGGCUGGUCCCCAUGGUCUGAGUGGACCUCUUGCUCUGUGACGUGUGGCAACGGAAUCCAGCAGCGCGGCCGCUCCUGCGACAGCCUCAACAACAGAUGCGAGGGCUCCUCCGUGCAGACACGGACCUGCCACAUUCAGGAGUGUGACAAGAGAUUUAAACAGGAUGGCGGCUGGAGCCACUGGUCCCCGUGGUCGUCUUGUUCUGUAACAUGUGGAGACGGUGUGAUCACAAGAAUCCGGUUGUGCAACUCUCCCAGCCCCCAGAUGAAUGGGAAGCCAUGUGAGGGCGAAGCUCGGGAGACCAAAGCCUGCCAGAAAGAUGCCUGCCCCAUCAAUGGAGGCUGGGGACCUUGGUCGCCAUGGGACAUCUGUUCUGUCACCUGUGGAGGAGGGGUACAGAAACGUAGUCGGCUCUGCAACAACCCCACACCCCAGUUUGGGGGCAAGGACUGCAUUGGUGAUGUGACAGAAAACCAGAUCUGCAACAAGCAGGACUGUCCCAUCGAUGGAUGCCUGUCCAAUCCCUGCUUUGCUGACGUCAAGUGUACCAGCUACCCUGAUGGCAGCUGGAAGUGUGGUGCUUGUCCCCCAGGCUACAGCGGAAAUGGCAUCCGGUGCAAAGAUGUUGAUGAGUGCAAAGAAGUCCCUGAUGCCUGCUUCAACCACAACGGAGAGCACAGGUGUGAGAACACAGACCCCGGCUACAACUGUCUGCCCUGCCCGCCACGCUUCUCUGGCUCGCAGCCCUUCGGCCGGGGCGUGGAACAUGCCACCACCAACAAACAGGUGUGCAAGCCCCGCAACCCCUGCACGGACGGCACACACGACUGCAACAAGAAUGCCAAGUGCAACUACCUGAGCCACUACAGUGACCCCAUGUACCGCUGCGAGUGCAAGCCCGGCUACGCCGGCAAUGGCAUCAUCUGUGGGGAGGACACAGACCUGGACGGCUGGCCCAACGAGGACCUGGUGUGCGUGGCCAAUGCAACUUACCACUGCAAAAAGGAUAAUUGCCCCAACCUUCCCAACUCAGGGCAGGAAGACUAUGACAAGGACGGAAUCGGCGAUGCCUGUGACGAUGAUGAUGACAAUGAUAAAAUUCCAGAUGACAGGGACAACUGUCCGUUCCAUUACAACCCAGCCCAGUAUGACUACGACAGAGAUGACGUGGGAGACCGCUGUGACAACUGCCCCUACAACCACAACCCAGACCAGGCUGACACGGACAACAAUGGGGAAGGAGACGCCUGCGCAGCAGACAUUGAUGGGGACGGUAUCCUCAAUGAACGGGACAACUGCCAGUAUGUCUACAAUGUGGACCAGAGAGACACUGACAUGGAUGGGGUUGGAGAUCAGUGUGACAACUGCCCCCUGGAACACAAUCCAGAUCAGCUCGACUCUGACUCGGACCGCAUUGGAGAUACCUGUGACAACAAUCAGGACAUUGAUGAAGACGGCCACCAGAACAACCUGGACAACUGUCCCUACGUGCCCAACGCCAACCAGGCCGACCAUGACAAGGAUGGCAAGGGCGAUGCCUGCGACCAUGACGAUGACAAUGACGGCAUUCCUGAUGACAGGGACAACUGCAGGCUCGUGCCCAAUCCUGAUCAGAAGGAUUCUGAUGGUGAUGGUCGAGGUGAUGCUUGCAAAGAUGAUUUUGACCAGGACAAUGUGCCAGACAUCGAUGACAUCUGUCCCGAAAACGUUGAUAUCAGUGAGACCGAUUUCCGCCGAUUCCAGAUGAUUCCUCUAGAUCCCAAAGGGACAUCCCAAAAUGACCCUAACUGGGUUGUACGCCAUCAGGGUAAAGAACUCGUCCAGACUGUCAACUGUGAUCCUGGACUUGCUGUAGGUUAUGAUGAGUUUAACGCUGUGGACUUCAGUGGCACCUUCUUCAUCAACACCGAAAGGGAUGAUGACUAUGCCGGAUUUGUCUUUGGCUACCAGUCCAGCAGCCGCUUCUACGUUGUGAUGUGGAAGCAAGUCACUCAGUCCUACUGGGACACCAACCCCACAAGGGCUCAGGGAUACUCCGGCCUUUCUGUGAAGGUCGUGAACUCCACCACGGGGCCUGGCGAGCACCUGCGGAAUGCCCUGUGGCACACAGGAAACACCCCUGGCCAGGUACGCACGCUGUGGCAUGACCCUCGUCACAUAGGCUGGAAAGAUUUCACCGCCUACAGAUGGCGUCUGAGCCACAGGCCAAAGACGGGUUUCAUUAGAGUGGUGAUGUAUGAAGGGAAGAAAAUCAUGGCCGACUCAGGACCCAUUUAUGACAAAACCUAUGCUGGCGGUAGGCUAGGGUUGUUCGUCUUCUCUCAAGAAAUGGUGUUCUUCUCUGACCUGAAAUAUGAAUGCAGAGAUUCCUAAUCAUCAAACUGUUGAUGAAAAGACUGAUCAUAACCAUUGCUGGUAUUGCACCUUCUGGAACCAUGGGCUUAAGAAAAACCCCAGGAUCACUCCUCCCUGCCUGCCUUUGCUCUCUGCUUGCAUCAGUGUGGACUCUUAGAACAUGUGACUUGCCUCAAGAAAAUGCAGUUUUCCAAAUCAGACUCAGCAUUCAGCCUCUGAAUGAGAAGAAUCUUCCAAGGAUAUAAACAAUGACUUUGGUUGGCUUUUGAAAAAUCAAAAAUCACUUGCUUCGGUUGGAAGGUGCCUGUCCCACUCUGCUUUUGUCAGGGCAGAGGGCGAUUGUGAGGCCAGCUCUGAGCAGUGGACUCCAAAGCGUUUUCAGGCGUGUGAGAGAAGGGAGGACUCGCUAGAAUUGACAAACAAAACCAGCCCUGACCUACUCCCUUGGGAAUGGGGGGGGCGGGGCCGAAGCCCUAAGGGGAGGGCGCAUACCCAAGAGACGAUUGUAUGAAGAAAACAUGGAGGGACUGUUACAUUUUCGGUACUAAAUCAUUUUCAGGGGAAAGACUGUUGAUGGAUUUCAUGAUGCUGACCCACGUUAGCUGAUUGACCCACGUAAAUAGGCACUUAAAUAGAAGCAGGGAAGGAAGGAAAAGACUGGCUUGUGGACUUCCUCCCGGAUUUCCACCCCUUACACAUCACCUGUAGCAACCAGAACAGGGAGUCAGAACUAAACCAGCACAAGGCAGUGCUGGCUGCCACGGCCUGGUUAUAUUGAAAUUGUCAGUUGUAUUCCAGACGUAGCUUGUGCAGAUGUAGCAGGGAAAUAAGAAAACCUACCAUCUCAGUGAGCACUGGGCUACCUCCCAAGGGAAAGGUAGCCGUGCUUGUAUUUUUAUGGUUAGAAAGGCACAAAAUUAUCAACUAAGACAUUCCUUUUCUCUCUUUUUUCCUGAAUAUCAUGGAGUUUUCCAAUUUUUCUCUUUUGGACUGUAGUUUGGUGUUUGUUUUUUUUUUGUUUUUUUUUUUUACAAACAUUUUACAAUGUAAAAUAUUUAUUUUUUACUUAUUCUGGAGGAUCUGUCUGAAAGACUAUUCAUGGAACAGGAAGAAGCAUAAUAUCAUCUUUGCUACAAGUCUUCAUGACUGUAAGAUUGUAAAUACAGAUUAUUUAUUAACUCUGUUCUACCUGGAAUCUAGGUUUCAUAUGGAAAGUGUUUGAGAGCUGGUAGUUGAGAUUGAUCAGCAAAACUUUCAUAGGAAUGGCACAAGGAAAUCAGCACAGCAAGCUGCUCUUCGUUUUGUGCUUAGACUGAAUGAUUUGGGAUUCUUCUUUUUUCCUUUAUUUUUUCAGGUGGAAUUAUUUGGUUGUCCAUUUGCAAGUGUUUUUAGUUUGCAAAGAAAGCCAGGAGGGCUUUAAUACUGUUUUGCUCCAUCCCUUGUGCCUAUUUCCAGGGAGAUGAAAAGCAUCUACAUUUAUUAUUUUUGCCUUUUUCCAAAAGAAAAAAAUGACAAAGGUGAAACUUGUAUACAAAUAUUACCUCAUUUGUUGUGUGACUGAGUAAAGAAUUUUUUGGAUCAAGCAGAAAAGAGUUUAAGUGUCUAACAAACUUAAAGCUACUGUAGUACCUAAAAAAAAAAAAAAAAAAAGUCAAUGUUGUACAUAGUAUAAAAAUUCUUCACAGAAAAGUAUUCCCAAUAAGGAAAUAGCAUUGAAAUGUUAAAUACAUUUUCUGAAAGUUGUGUUUUUCUAUCAUCUUGUAUACCAUUGCUUUAUUUUUAUAAAUUAUUUUCUCAUUGCCAUUGGAAUAGAUAUCUCAGAUUGUGUAGAUAUGCUAUUUAAAUAAUUUAUCAGGAAAUACUGCCUGUAGAGUUAGUAUUUCUAUUUUUAUAAAAUGUUUGCACACUGAAUUGAAGAAUUGUUCGUUUUUCUUUUUGUUUUGUUGAUUUGUUUUUUGCUUGUUACCCUCUCCCUGUUUUUACUAUUUGCCAAUACUUUUCUAGGAAUGUGCUUCUUUUGUACACAUUUUUAUCCAUUUUACAUUCUAAAGCAGUGUAAGUUGUAUAUUACUGUUUCUUAUGUACAAGGAACAACAAUAAAUCAUAUGGAAAUUUA